This is a messenger RNA of Verticillium alfalfae VaMs.102, 2691 nucleotides long. RefSeq lists its product as hypothetical. Lineage: Eukaryota; Fungi; Ascomycota; Sordariomycetes; Glomerellales; Plectosphaerellaceae. The coding region runs from base 1 to 2691 and encodes 896 amino acids. The record is from RefSeq and is a predicted model, not a curated record. The transcript is spliced from 4 exons.
AUGGGCGACACUACUACGAAGAAGGCGGAGGACACCAAGCAGAGUGGUAAGCUCAUCCCGAUGCAACUUGGACAGAAUGAGAUCUCAGAAAGCAACCUCGCAGCAGGCGUCGUAGGAAAGUCAGGAGAAAUCGUCAAUGAGCAGGGCGAGACCGUAGGAAAGAUCACAGAGGGCGACCCAGGCGACCUUGUCGGAAAUGUCGUCACAGCAACGGGAGACAUAGUAGGAAAAGACGGCGGUAUCGUAGGCAAGGCUCUCCCGCUCGACAAUGCCUCCGCAGGCGGCUCCAAGAAGGGCAUUUUCGGCACCUUGAUGGGCGCAACAAAGGGUGUCAAGGGUGUCGUCGACACAGUCGAUGGCACCGUCCAGACGGUCGAGAAGGGCCUUCCUCUCGUCGGAAACCUCACAAAGGGUCUCGGUCUCGGCAACGGCGGCGGCGGCUUCGGCGGCCUCCUCGGGAAGAAGCAGGAAGAUCGCAGCGCCGAGGACAAGGCGGCGACCACUGAGCAGGCCAAGAAGGAGCUCUUCGACAACUCAGACAAGGCUGCCGAGGCGGCGCCGAUUGAUCUUAAGGAUCAGGAGGCUGUUGACAACGCAAAGACCGAGGUCGAGACCAAGAGCCAACCACCACAGAGCGAGGCCAGCGAGUCCAAGGACGAGGCUACCGAAGCCACCACUGAAGCCAGCACCGAUGACAACGAGACUGUCAAGCAGUCCGGCAAGGGCCUGACCGAUACCGUGUCUGGUGCUGUUGGUGGCGCCAAGGAUGCCGACACAACGUCUAAGGCCACUGAUACCGUAGAAGAUACGACGUCCAAGGCCAACGACACGACCGAGGACACCACCGCCAAGGCCACUGAUGCCGCUGAGGACACCACUUCUAAGGCCACCGACGCCGCUGAGGACACCACGUCCAAGGCUACCGACGCUGCUGAGGAUACCACAUCCAAGGCGGCUGAUGCCGCUGAGGACACCACUUCCAAGGCUACUGACGCUGCUGAAGACACCACGUCCAAGAAGACCGACGCUGUCGAAAAGACGGCAGACGAUGUCAAGGACACGGCAGAAGAGACCGCCGAAACUGCACAGACCACCGUCGAUGACACAACCAAGGACGUGCCCAAGGACACUGAUUCUGCCAAGGGCCUCGACGACACAGCGGACGACGCUCUCGACACUGCAGAGCAGACCACUUCCGACGCCAAGGACAGCGCCGACAAGACUGCGUCUGACGACAAGGUCGAGGAUACCAAGGCCGCUGCCGAAGGCGUCAAGGACUCCGCGGAGGAGACUGCCGAGGAUGCCAAGGACGCCGCCUCCGAGGCCCCCAAGGGUCUCAGCGAGCAGGCCCAGAGCCAGCUCGACGAGAUGGAGACGGUCGCCGAUGUCCAGGUGGAGAACCCCUUCCAAAAGUUCGAGGGUGCUCAGCUUGACGACGAAGGCAAGGUUAUCUUCGACAACCAGUCCAUCGGCAAGGUCGUUGAAGGCGAUCCGCUCGAGCUCGCCAACAAGGAGAUAGCUCCCGAUGGGGCCAUUCUCAACGAUGACGGCAGCGAAAUCGGUCGCGUUGAGCUCAAGUCGGAAAUUGCUGAGGAUCUGCAAAAGCAGGCCGAGGCACUGGCUGCCCUUAAGGGCGCCAAGGUCAACAAGGCCGGUAAUCUGGUCAAAGAUGAUGCCGUCAUUGGCCGUAUCGUCGAGGGCACCCUCAAAAACUUGAUCGGCCGCAAGGCUGAUGCUGAAGGACGUAUCUGGAACGACUCGGGUGAGCAGAUUGGCCUCGCCGAGCCUCUGGCCGACAAGGAACGUGAGGAGUUCAAGGAACCUUCGCCCUUUGAGGACUUCCCUGAUGCUGUUGUUCAGUCCAACGGUGACGUCACCUUUGAGGGAGAGAAGAUUGGUGUACUGGUCGAGGGCGACGCUAAGAAAUUGAAGGGGAAGAAAAUCGACGAGGACGGCGAGGUACAAGACAGGCAGGGGAACGUACUCGGACGCGCUGAGCGUUGGGAGCCUGAAGAGGAGGAGGCUGCUCCGGAGGUCGACAACUCUCUACUUGCUGAGAAGCGUGUCAACAAGGCCGGCCUGGUCGUUGAUUCUCACGGCACCGCUUUUGGACGCGUCGUCGAAGGAGACGUCGCCAAAUUGAUCAACCGAAUGUGCAAUAAGAAGGGCGAGGUUCUUUCCGAAUCGGGUGAGGUUAUCGGACGAGCUGAGCUGAUUCCGGAACACGAACGCCACGAGAAGAAGGACCAGCCCUUCGAGAACUUCCCCGACGCCGUGGUCCAGGCCAACGGUGACGUGACCAACAACGGCGAGAUUGUUGGACGCCUGAUUGAGGGCGACGCGAAGAAGCUUCAAAACAGCAAGGUCGACGCUGACGGUGAUGUUGUCCGCGACGGAAAUGUCAUUGGAAAGGCCGAGCGUUACACGCCGGAGGAGCCGGAGGCCGAGCCUGAACAGGACAAGAGUAUUUUGGGCGGCAAGCGUGUCAACAAAGCCGGGUUUCGUCGUGGAUUCAAAUGGCGUGCCUUACGGGACGCGGUGAUUGAAAGGAGGACAUUUUCAAGGAUUGGGUCACCCGAAAUGGUGCGGACAAAGCAGGGGUUAACGUUACUUGUUCUGGAAAGUGGAAGACAAAGUUGGGAAGUGGCAGGAGGUUGCUCCCGGAGGGUAAAUUCUUUUUUUCUAUCCUGA